AUGAGAUGGUUCACAGUAGCUUCGAAGCACCUCUCGCCCCCGCACAGCUCGAGGCUCCUUCCCAGCCCCCCCCCGUCACUCCCGUCAGAGCCGCGUGCAAGGAGAAGUCUGAGGCCCGAGCUCGUGCUCAAGAUCUACGGGGAGAAAGCCAGCAUCACGGGGCCCAAGUCGCUCGAGAGCGCCUUCAUCGGGAGGAUGCACGGGGUGAGCGGCAAGACGGUGCGAGACAUCUGGGACGGCAAGACAUGGUCGCACGUCACAGGAGAGAUUGCGAGGGUGGAGGCGGCCAAGGAAGCGGGUCCCGGCGACCAGCUGGGAGAGCCGGGGCGAUCCCUGGAGGUCGAGGAGAGGGCAGACGGAGAGAGGAGGGAGAAGCUGGCAGAGGAGGAGGGAGGGGAUGGGACCGGACGCAGCAGGCACUACCCGGGGGCUAUGGGAGAGGAGCAGGGCAAGCCCAGGAAGAGAGGACGCAGGGGAGAUGGGCGGGGAGGGGAGGGGGAGGGGAGGGCGGCUGCGAAGGUCAAGGAGGAGCAGGAGGAGGAACAAGGGACGAGGACGGGGUCAAGCCAUGGGCGGAAGGACCCGGAAGAUGUGUGGAAAAGGGAGAAGAGGCGGGAGGACCUGGAAGAUGUGUGGAAGAGGGAGGAGAGGAGGUGCGAGGAGGGAGCCAGUUGGAUGUCUCAGCAGGAUCAGGUGGGAACCAACCAAGAGCUGGAAGAUCUUGAGGGGGAGAUGAGUAGGUGCGAGGAGGAGGGAGAGCAGAUGGCGAGCGUUGUGACAGGGACGGAGGGCGAAGGCAUGAGUCCGGACUGGCUGGAGCAGCUCAGUCCGGGGUUGAUCUGGUCGUACAUGGGAAGGCAAGAGGAUUGA
This is a messenger RNA of Guillardia theta CCMP2712, 870 nucleotides long. RefSeq lists its product as hypothetical. The transcript has 2 exons. The coding region runs from base 1 to 870 and encodes 289 amino acids. NCBI's taxonomy places the organism in Eukaryota, Cryptophyceae, Pyrenomonadales, Geminigeraceae. The record is from RefSeq and is a predicted model, not a curated record.